Ectocarpus sp. CCAP 1310/34 is the source of this 891-nucleotide messenger RNA. Lineage: Eukaryota; Phaeophyceae; Ectocarpales; Ectocarpaceae. The record is from the annotation of a GenBank genome assembly.
AUGUACCUGGACAGGAGCAUCGGUAGGCUUGUGGACUAUCUCGAAACCGAAGGCUGGCUGGAGAACUCCAUCAUCGUCGUGGCGAGUGACAACGGCGGGUGCCCGUCGACCGGUGGCAGCAACUACCCGCUGAGGGGGCUCAAGCACUCCAACUGGGAGGGCGGGGUUAAGGUUCCUGCAUUUGUGUACUCUCCUAGCCACAUCCCAGAUGAAAACUGGGGCACGGAGUACCGCGGACUCAUGCACGUCACCGACUGGCUGCCUACCUUAGCGGACGCGGCGAACUUCGAGCUUCUCGGAAGCCACGGAGACCUUGACGGAGUAAGCCACUGGAAGCACAUCGUCCACGCUCCUGGCGAUGACACCGCCACAGUUUCUGAGUCGCCGGAAGCGGCGGCUUCGGCGGCGGCGGCGGCGGCGGCGGCGGCGGCGGAGGUUAACCGACUGAAGAAAGUGAGGACGGCUACGGCGGUGGUUGGUGGUCGCGGUGGCGGUGGCGGUAGCUACGGCUUGGGUGAGGUCUCGUACGGUGCCAGGAGCGAGGUUCUGUACAACUCCGACCCGUAUGUUCUGGGAGCCAGCAUCACCGCCGACAUCGGUGACGCCGACUUCACCGAGGUACAGGGAGCUUUCCGCCAGGGUAAAUGGAAAUUCAUGUUCAAGUCGUGGUGUUCCGGCUACUACGCCUUCGACAACAACACCUUACUCGCGGACGACCUGACGGACGAGGACAACACCUGCCAGGAGCUAGGGGAGUGCUCACAGUGCGGGGCCAACUGCGAGAACCUGGGAAUCGACUACACGGACUGGCUCUUCGACCUCGAGGAUGACCCCAGGGAAUUGAACAACCUCGCCAACGAACACCCGGAGGUGCCGUACUAUAUUUGUUGA